GAUGCAUUCCAGAUUCCAACCGUUGGGAGGAAAAUUUUCCCGGCAAAUCCAACUGCUUUUCAAAUCUAAAUGCUCCACUCAACCCACAGCUAAUCUUCUCCAGAAUCCAUUUUCGCCCAAAAUCAUACCUUCUUAUCUCAGCACUCAAAGCUAUAAUCAGCAAGCCCGCCCAGAUUUAGAUAAUUCUGCUGCAGAGUACCAAGACUUGAAGAUCCCAGAUGCCAACUCCCACUUAGAUGAUGAUGCUAUCAAAAUCCAAAACCUUCUCAAGCUUAAAGUUGACGAACCAGUUGAAGAGAUUGAGCAAUCUCUAAGUAAAUCCGCUCUGUCUUUCUCAGAAGACUUGGUUCUAAACGUGCUUAAACGGCACCGUUCUGAUUGGAGACCAGCCUAUACGUUCUUCAAAUUGGCUUCUAAAGAAAAUGUUUCAAACGGGUAUUCACCGGGAACUGGUGUUUACAACCAAAUGCUCGAUAUUCUUGGUCGGAUGCAUCGUUUUGGUGAACUGUCCAAUGUGCUCGACGAAAUGUUCAAAAGGAAGAUCAUGAUCAAUGAGAGGACAUAUGGCAUCGUGGUUAACAGGUACGCUGCAGCACAUAAGGUUGAGGAAGCAAUUCAGUUCUUUUAUAAGAGGAAAGAGCUAGGUCUAGAGCUUGAUUUGAUCGCGUUUCAGACACUUCUGAUGUCCCUGUGUCGGUACAAGCAUGUGGAAGCAGCGGAGUUUUUGUUCCAUAACAAGAAGAGUGAGUUCAUGGAUCAUAUAAAGACUUGGAAUAUUAUUUUAAAUGGAUGGUGUGUUCUGGGUAAUUUGCGCGAGGCGAAGAGGUUUUGGAAUGAUAUUGUGACUUCAAACUGUAGACCAGAUAAGUUUACAUACGGGAUUUUUAUUAAUUCCUUGAGCAAGGCCGGAAAGAUAAGCACUGCAGUGAAAUUGUUUCAGGCAAUGUGGGAUAAGGGCUGUGAACCAGAUGUUGCUAUUUGCAAUACCAUCAUUGAUGGGUUGUGCUUCAAAAAGAGGAUUCCUGAGGCUCUUGAAAUUUUUCGUGAGAUGAAUGAGAGAGACUGUUUACCUGAUGUAGCUACUUAUAAUUCGCUUAUUAAGCAUUUGUGUAAGAUUAAGAGGAUGGAUAAGGUUUAUGAGCUCCUGGAUGAAAUGGUGAUGAAGGGGGAGGAUGUUUUGCCAAAUGCUAGAACUUACGGUUACUUGUUGAAUUCUGCAAAGAAGCCAGAUGAAGUUUACUGCAUUCUGGAGAGGAUGGAAAGGAGAGGAUGUAAGUUGGAUGGAGACAUCUACAAUCUGCUACUGAGGUUGUUUAUGGAAUGGGGUAUCCAGGAGAGCGCACAGAGUAUUUGGAAUGAUAUGGAGAGAGAAGGAAUGGGGCCAGACAAGCGAUCUUACACAAUAAUGAUCCAUGGCCUUUUUGAAAAGGGAAUGAUGAAGGAAUCUAUGCGUUACUUUGAAGAGAUGACACUGAAGGGAGUGGUGCCUGAGCCAAGGACCAAAUUGUUGGUUGAUGCCAUGAACAUUAAAUUGAACAGCGAAGAUUCAUCCAAGAAUCUAGAUAAUAAGGGAAGGAAGAAUCGGAAGACUAUAUGAUGCGUACUGAAGUGCUUAAGGUGAAGGGUAUUUUAAAAUCAGAUUUCUUCCACCGUCGAUCCGAUAAUUAAAUAAUUUUGGCGUCUAUUUUUCUGCAUUCCUAACAGCGUUUGGAAGAUCCUUUCGAAGCUUUAUGACGUUAGCUACUUGGUUAUCCGACCAGACAGUGAAAUGGUAUUCAAUUAACAUCUUUGGUCCACUGUUA
Messenger RNA from Coffea eugenioides, 1802 nucleotides. Its product is annotated as putative pentatricopeptide repeat-containing protein At3g15200. The record is from RefSeq and is a predicted model, not a curated record. Gene Ontology annotation, molecular function: protein binding. Lineage: Eukaryota; Viridiplantae; Streptophyta; Magnoliopsida; Gentianales; Rubiaceae. The transcript has a single exon. Bases 2 to 1597 code for a protein of 531 amino acids.